GUUUUUCAACUUUUCGACGUGUUUUUCAAAAAUCGCAAUCAAAAAUUAUUAUUUGUUCCCGAUAUUGAUUUAAUUUUUGAUAACCUAUUGUACAAAACUACCGAUGACGGGCAAUUGAAGGACAUUUCGGACACUGGAUCUUACCAGGGUGAAGUCGGCAUAUUCUUGCGGGAAUAUAUUUCUAAGCUUAAAUCGCCAAAUGGCCUUAUGCUCAAAAAUUACAGCAACCAACAUUUUGUCACUUUGCUCUCCGAGGAUUCUGUUCAGCCAGGAGAAUUCGAAACUGAUUGGCUGUAUAUUGGGAAUGAAAUAAUUAUUGCCAUCGAAAUUGGACUGUCAGACACAAAACAGCAAACAAAGAACUCAAACUGUUCUACUAUUAGCAAUAAAAUUACCCAAGCUCUCAAAAGAACAAUUCCACAUUUCCAGGCAAUUCUUUUUUCGCUUUUUGCCGCCUCAGAAAAACAAAAAACUGAAAAAGAAAUAGACUUUAUUAUGCGAGUUUUCAAAGUAGUCAUUUUGCUGCCGAACAUAACAUUCUCGCAGUUUCAAAAGGCAAUCGACAAAUUGAAAGCAAAACAGGGUCAAACUAAACUGUUUAAUUUACUGGAAUUCAAUGAACAAUUCUGGUCUACCAAUCUAUUUAUUGUUCUUCAACAAGAUGGACAGAGUGAAUAUGUAUUCAGAAUUGACAAAAAUCUUGCGCUGUGUUCUAUUAAGCGUAGACCUUCUUCUGAUAUCUUGGGUUGCCAUUCCAAUUCUACGAAUUGGACAAACCUAGAAUCUAACGAUUCAAGGCUUUCAAAAACGAACUCAUUCUCAGAUCUGUUCACUUCCAAAUCAAGCAGCCAAUCUGAAAUAUUUCGUGAAAUAUCAGCUUUGAUAACUUUGUCUUCUUUGAAUGCCAUAGAACUUUCACAAGAUAAGCUAUCCAAUCGCGAUGUCGACGAAAGAUACCGAAAAUCUUUCAAAAAUUGGAAGCCAAAGCAAAACAACUUGACUUAUACUGGUCAAGAUUUCAUUCUUAGCCCAGAGCAACAUCGCAUUUUAUCUAAUGCCGAUCUUUCCUUUUUAUUGAUAAGUGGAGAACCAGGAAGUGGAAAAACAUCGUUACUGCUGGCUAAAUGUCAGAUGUUAGCUGAAGAUGACGAUGUAAAAAUUAUUUAUUUUCUUGUGAACCACAGAAAAGUGUCAUUUUUGGAUUUCCUGAAGGGGAUAAUAGAUAAAAAUGGAAGCGAUCUGUUAAAAAAGAAAAUGAUUAUCAUUGCUGUAGAGGAAGAUUACCACACUUCACUCCUCAAAAAUUCAAGGCAAUACAAGAGAGAUCAAAUUGCAAUUGUGAUAGACGAAGUGUACUCCAUGGAAGAAGCCAUAUCAGUUUCAAAGUGUAUGAGACAUUCCAAAAUCAUCUGGGCUGCAGCAGUAGAGGCUGGCCAAGCAGUCAAUAAAGGUGAUUUAGCUAGGCGCCUGUCACAGUUUAAACGGGAAACAUUACACGUAUUGUUCAGAAAUUCACAGCACAUUACUGAAGUUUCACACCAUUUCAUUGAAUCUAACCCUAGUCCAGUUUUUACUGAUAACAAAGAUGUCGUUGCUGGAUGUUACCAAUCCUCUCAACCGGAAAUCAGCUUGGAAUAUUUAAAUUUGGAAAAAGAGAACAUAAUUGAUUCAGCUCCUGCUACUUGUUUUUUGAAUCAGCAUUCAGGGAAAGAUUAUUUAGUUGUUCUCUUCACGAGUAGUAAAAGCAACAAAAAAAAUGGUCACCACGUAAAUUUUGACAAACAAAAUGGGGAGGAAAAGCCAUUCGCUAUUAUCGAUGAUACGAACGUGGAAGCACGUGAAUUACCAUUCACUGGCACUGAGGUCCAAUCAGUUUUGGUUUUGGUCGAGAAUUUUACUUCUCUUGCUGCCAUAAAUCUAGCAAUCACGAGAGCGCAAUUUGAAGUCAUAAUAAUAGCCAGCGAAUCAUUGAAAUCAGACAGAAAAUGGCUCGAUUAUAUCCAGCGUUUGAUCGGCGUCCAGUUGAACUACUGGAAAUUUAUGAGAGGCGAACUAUCUAUUGAUUUUGAUUGGCUGAGCCCCCAUAUACGAAGCGAUGCGGAUUAUCAUUGGCUUCAGAAACGAGUUGAGCGCGAUUGGAAUGAUACCACAUUAUCUCAUCUACUGAAUGUUUAUGACGAGGAAACUCUGCUACCAAUUGCGAUCGCAGCUUCAGCUUGGAAAUUUUUCUACCCCGGAAAAAAUAACUCAUCUGUACUCUCUUCAAAAACCUGUGAGCUAUUGACGUCGAAUGAGCGUCCACUGUUCCUAUUUUUUCACGCAUUAAGAACAAGGGAAACUUCGAAGGUUCUUUUUUCAUUGAAAACUCUCAGGUCCUACAGCGUUGAAAACCUCGAAUCGGAGAUAACUGAUAUGUAUGGGUCCAGAACUCUAUCUUCGGUUUUGAGAAAUGCAAUGAGCUCAUACAUUGAAGAUAUCGACCUGGUUGUAAUGCAUAUUCUGGUUUUGUUAUUCGACAAACAAAUUCGAGCUAAAACUAUAGUAGAUCAAAUAAACUCUUGGAUCAAAUCCAUUGAGGGAUUUCAGGACCUUGAAGACUUACAAACCUUUGAAAUUGAUGAAUGUGCGCGUUUACUUAUCUUGUUACCAACUCUGCAACAAUGUGCAAGUAGUGAACAGUAUGAUAUGAUUGUAACUAGCCAUUUUGGCGGCAAAUGGCUUCUACAGCUAGCCAUAGAAAGUGAGCGAAAUUCAACAGUUUAUAAUUUGGUGCACUUAUUACGAACGAAACAUUACAAGCUUCUUGAAUGGGAAAUGCAGCAUCUCGUCAGCACGCACAGAUCUUUUUCGAAAAUUGCUCCCAAAGAUUCUCUUUAUUUUUCGAGUUUCAUUCAGUUCUACAAAAAAAUUGGUUGGCACCCAGAACCUCUGGAUGUUAACAAAGGGCUGGUUAUUUUUCAUUUCAUCUUGGAAUUCUAUUCGUUUUAUCACACGACAUUAAGAAGUAUCGGAUCACAAUAUGAGCCAUGCAGCUACAGCCUAUUUCCACUGAACAUGAAGACGGAAGACAGAAAUGCGUAUCUGAACUUUCUGAAAAAGUAUGGGUGGAACAAUGGGUUGCUCUUCGACGCCUGCAAGACUGGAAAACAUGAAAAUAUCAGCUGGUCAAUGCGUUUUCUGCUGAACAUUUCCAACCCGAGUCUGCUUUGGGAAAUUGAACCUCUUUCAAUCGGCGAGAACACACUUGUAACUGAGUUAAUGUCGUCAGGUAAAACCGACCAGGACAUCUACCGAGGAUUGUUAGUACUGAUGAAAAACGGCUUACCUUUUGGGCUUCUGUGGGACCACUUCAGUUUGGAAAACUUUACCAUAUCUUGGAUAUUCCAAAGCCAGAUGACAGAAUCCGAGAAACAGAAUUUCAACCGCGAAAUCAAACGAUGUUACUCAAGGAAGAAUUUAUUGAACGAAAUUGUCCUCAGUUAUGAUGCACGUGAUGCAAUUAACAUGUUCAGAUUUAAACAUUACAACAAAACGACAAAUGAAACACUGCCAUCAGAUAGAAACUUAUUGCUUAAAAAGGGUGAAGUACGUUUCCGGUGGUUUGUGGAGUUUUUCACUUGGUACCUGUUCAUAAACUUGACAGAUAUCACUCCCAGAGGAACUAAUGAAGGAAAUUGUAUUCCCAUAAAUUUCAUACUAAAACUCCUGUUUUUAACUGAAACAAACUCUCCUAUGAUGCUCCGGAGCAAAGAUGCUGAAGAUUGUUCGGAAAAGAUUGAAUUGAUUGAAAGAAAAUUGAUUGAAAUUUGCCGAACCAAAGACUUUGAAAAGUUUAAAACUAUUCCCUGUCAGACUGUCACUUUAGAUAGUCUCCAUGAGUACACUAGUCAGCUUGGAUUAAAACACGGUAUUUUAAACGCUGCCUACUCAUUAGAGAAUAUGGAUGUUUUAUUUAGCUGCAUCCGGAAGCUUCUUCAAUUUCCCAAUAUUCUUAAUCUUGAGUUUAAACUUUUCAACAAAAGUUACCCAGUCGUUAGACUCGUUGAAACUCGCGGUGAAAUUAUAGACAAAAAAAUUAGGGCUGUGAUUGACACUUUGUCUGAUUGCAAAGAAGAAAGCCAGCCGAUUUCGUUUUUCUUCGACGCAGAAGCGUUAGCAAGAUGUGUAGAUUAUGGUCUCCGUUGUAACAGCUUCAAUUUCUUGUAUCUGAUACUAUAUCCCGUCUCACAUCUACUCCCAUUUAAACAGUACAUCGGCUAUGAUCCAGACCUAUCUGUAGACGACAAAAUACUCUCACACCAACAAUGCCUCAGCACUAAAUUUUACGAUAGAGGGUUACUUUACCGAGCGUGCGAGACACUGCAGCCUGAUAAUAUCCAAUGGGCUAUUGAUUUCCUGGGAUCAAUAGACAAGUGCUUGGUAGAGGCUGAAAUGACCAAUUACUACAAAAUGGACAAGAAUCGCAGUACACAUGUUAUAAACAUGCUGUUAUCAUUUUGGUAUCGUGAUCAAGCUACAGAAGAAAAUGCAGGUGUAUCAGUCACCCGUCAAAAUUUAAUACAAUCCUCAGAGCAAUUGGUGACGUCUAUUAAAAUUCUUCUCAAAGAAGGUUUCCCUGCAAGUUUGUUACUCACCCAAGUUCAAUUCGAAGAAUUCGGAAACUGCAAUGCGGGAUAUAUUUCGAGGCUGAUCCGAAACAAAUGGACUCACAUUAAAGCUUUCGAGGAACUGAUUCAAAUAACCAGCUAUAAAGGCAGACUCAGUAGUAGUUUUAAUCUUCCGCAUGUAAUUGUAAAAUAAAUGUACAUUAAAUAUAGUCCAACUACUAUGAAAACAAUUUCCCAAAUUGAGAAUAAAAAAUUAACUAACUAAUCAACACUAGAACUAACACUUAUUUGAAAUAUCUAUCUCUAACUAUG
Messenger RNA from Symsagittifera roscoffensis, 4919 nucleotides. RefSeq lists its product as uncharacterized. NCBI's taxonomy places the organism in Eukaryota, Metazoa, Xenacoelomorpha, Acoela, Convolutidae. The coding region runs from base 208 to 4800 and encodes 1530 amino acids. The transcript is spliced from 4 exons. The record is from RefSeq and is a predicted model, not a curated record.